AUGUAUAGCCUUUGCUGAUUUCCCUGGUGUGAAAACUCACCUCGUGGUUGAUUGCAAGCUUUCAACCACACCACUGAAAAGAGCCGAGAUUUACAACCCAGGAAUUAAAAGCUGUUUUCUUAAAAAAUAUUUCUCAACCAGCACAGCACUCAGGCUUGUUUAUCAGAGUAUAGCACAGGACAGGGGAAGAAGUUUCAAGAGCUCCUUCUCUCCUGAGAUAAAUGGAGCAGCUGCUGGGCCAGGCCUCGCCCCUCUGUUCAAGCUGACUUUGCAAACACUAAAGGCACUAUGGCCAUUGAGAGUCCCAGCGUCUGGGAGCCAGAUUAAAAAUGGAAGAAAAUGGUGUCCAAAAGAAGAUGAAGGAAACUAUAUUCAUAAAAAUGUAUGAACCAUCCCGGGAGAUUUCUAAAAAGGUCAUGGAGAAAACGUCUACAGAUACACUUCCUCUUACUAUGAUUCCUCCAGAAGAGCAAGAGACUGUAUGUAUUUUUGGAACUGGAGAUUUUGGAAGAUCACUGGGACUUAAAAUGAUCCAGUGUGGUUAUUCAAUUGUCUUUGGAAGUCGAAACCCCAGGACAUUCAGCCUGCUGCCCAGUGGUGCAGAGGUCUUGAGCUAUUCAGAAGCGGCCCAGAAAUCUGACAUCAUAAUCAUAGCCAUCCACAGGGAUCAUUACGAUCUUCUCACAGCACUAACUGAGGUUCUCCGUGGGAAAAUAUUGGUCGAUGUCAGCAACAACCUCAAAAUGCAUCAGUACCCAGAGUCCAAUGCAGAGUACCUUGCUCAGCUGGUGCCGGGAGCCCACAUAGUGAAAGCAUUCAACACCAUCUCAGCGUGGGCUCUCCAGUCAGGAGCACUGGACGCAAGUCGGCAGGCAUUCAUCUGUGGAAAUGACAGCAAAGCCAAGCAAAGAGUGAUGGAUAUAGUUCGUGCUCUUGGGCUGACUCCGUUGGAUCAAGGAUCUCUCUUGGCAGCCAAUGAAAUUGAAAACUACCCCCUGCAACUGUUUCCAAUGUGGAAGUUCCCCUUGUACUUCUCUGCUAUCCUGUGUGUCUUCUUGUUUGUCUACUGUGUUAUCAGAGACAUAAUCUACCCUUAUGUGAAUGAAAAGAAAGAUCACACAUUUCGCAUGGCUGUUUCCAUCCCAAAUCGUGUCUUUCCAAUAGCGGCCCUGACACUGCUCGGGGUGGUUUACCUCCCCGGUGUCAUCGCUGCCAUUCUGCAGCUGUACCGAGGUACGAAAUACCGGCGGUUCCCAGGCUGGCUGGACCACUGGAUGCUUUGCAGAAAGCAGCUUGGCUUGAUAGCACUGGGGUUUGCCUUCCUUCACGCCAUCUACACACUUGUGAUUCCUAUUCGUUACUAUGUACGAUGGAGGCUGCAAAACUCAACCAUCACCCAGGCAAUAUCCAAGAAAGAAAAUCCAUUUAGUACCACGAAUGCCUGGCUUAGUGAUUUAUACCUGUCUUUCGGAAUCCUUGGAUUUUUCUUCUUCAUCCUCUUGGGGAUCACUUCCUUGCCAUCAGUUAGCAACGUGGUCAACUGGAGAGAGUUCCGAUUUGUCCAGUCCAAACUGGGUUAUUUGACCCUGAUCUUGUGCACAGCUCACACCCUGAUAUAUGGCGGAAAGAGAUUCCUCAGUCCUUCCAGUCUCCGGUGGUAUCUUCCUUCAGCUUACAUACUAGCACUCAUCAUUCCUUGCACCGUGCUGGUGAUCAAGUUUAUCCUCAUCCUGCCAUGUAUAGACAAGACCCUCACACGGAUCCGCCAGGGUUGGGAAAGGAACUCAAAAGGCUCUAAAUCAGCACUGAAUGGACAAACAGAUAUUUAAAGCAACGUUCAAUGCACCCAGAGUUCUGAACUGUCUGUUUAGAGACGAAUAAUGGGCUCAGUCAAGAAUGCAUUUUUCUCCCACCAUGGCCUGAAGUUUGUGAACAGCAAAGGAAAUGUUGCCUGACUUUAAGAAAUUGAGAGAUUGGAAGAGAACAACAUUUUACCUCUGGUUAGUGAUGAACUGAUGUAGGUCCUGCCUCCCAGAGGCAGUCGGGCUGUCAUCCAGAUUAGCUUUGUGGCUUCACACUCAGAAGCUUCUGGUUGUGGACACCAUGCAGAACCUAAUUAAUGUCUUGCAAACUCCAGGGGCAGUCUAUGCACUUUCCUUCUCUGGUUCAAGGGCUGAGUGGAGUGAGAGAAGACAGUAAAACGGUGGUCACUGAUAAAGGCUUUCUUUGGUACGUCUGAAGAAGAGGACCAAAUGAAGUAAAAGAAAUGAGUUGUUUUGUUUGUUUUUUGGACAUGAAGGUGAUUAUAAAUAUUGCCAUAGUGAAUUCUGUAGUUAAAUGUACUCUUUGAUUUUGCUUUUACCAAUGUGAUUGUGUACACUGGGAAACUAUUUCGUAACACAACAAAAAUACCAUAAUUGAUUGGAAGUAUGGGUCAGAUAUAUGCAAAUAUAUACAGUUGUCCAAAGAUCCCUCCUCUACAACGAAUAGGUGUAAGAAAGAUUGAGUUAAAAUUGAAGGAUACCACUAGGAUUUUCUCAGUGUAUAAUGAGCAAGGAUGGGUUGAUAAAAACCCUUGCACAAAGAGUUUAAAUAAACCAGAAUUUUAGAUAGCAAGCUAAAUAAAUAUUGUAAAGUUGCACUAGAUUAGGUUUUGUUUUGUUUAAGUAUUAUGGUAUGCUUUGUAAAUAAUAUAUUCCAAAUAUUAUUCAUUACCAAUUAUCUAUGAAAUGAAUUUCUCAUAUAAAAAUGUAGCUUCUAUAGUUUUUCAUAUUUUGAGCAGUGAAAUUAAGUGAAUAAUGCAAGUGAAAGUGUGACAGAUGCACAGAUGAGAGAAUUAUGGAAAGUCUUAGGGCAGAAAGGUGUGAGCAGUAGUUGUUACAUGAGACUUGGUUCUCAGAUCCUCACUGGAAUGCAGGAUGAUUCCGUCGAGGGCAGUGAGAACAACACCUGGUGUUAGACCAGUGGGGUCAGACGGGACCUGGGUUCAGCAACCUCAGUAUCUGAGUUUUGGCUAGGAAAGAAUUCAGAGCCAAGCCCCAAACUAUAAGAGAGUAUCCUCCUAUAUAAUAAAAGGCUAAUAUGCAAAUCAACCAAAUGGUAGAACGACCUGUCACUAUGAUGUACUGUCAUGACCUGGUGUACUGACCACCAGGGGGCAAACGCUCAAUGCAGGAGCUGCCCCCUGGUGGUCAGUGCAUUCCCAUAGGGGGGAGCGCUGCUCAGCCAGAAGCCCUGAGCCAGGCUCAUGGCUGGCGAGCACAGUGGUGGUAGCCAGAGCCUCUCCUGCCUCCACAGCAGUGCUAAGGAUGUCCCGCCAGGGAGCAGGCCUAAGCCAUCAGUUGGACAUCCCCCAAGGGGUUCUGGACUGUGAGAGGGUGCAGCCUGGGCUGAGGGACCCCCUGAGUGCACGAAUGUCCAGCGCCAGGCCUCUAGUUUAUUUAGAAAAUCACAGAGAUAGCAGAAAUAAUUCGUAGAAGAAAUGGGCUUAGGAAACAAGUGAUAGAGGCAAGGAAAGGGCCCCUGAAGCUUAGAAGUGAGAAAGGUGAAGUUGAUAGCACCUGAGGGGAAGAAAAGAAGGAGGGGAAACAUGGGGGUGCUCUGGGAAGGGGGAGGGAGAGCACCCUGGGUCCUUGCCCGAAGGGUUGUAAGGGUAGAGAUGUUAGGGGAGGCCCCAGGGAAAGAUCUCAAUAAAAAAUUCAGCAGUUUUCCAUGUGUGUCCUUUCAGGCUCUAGGUCUCCACUGAUUGAUUGGUCAAUGCCAGGGCAGGGGGUCAUUAACCAACGCAGCUGGUCCUGAGGUCAACCAUGGGGUUGCUUGUCUGAUUUUGCUGCAUUUUUUUUUUGCCUACUCCUGAGAUAUAGCUGAAGCCUAGACGUUAUCUCUAGGGAGGAAAGGUUGAGGGUCCAAACUGCAAUACCAGUGAUAUGCCAAGAGAGGAAAGGUCACCACUGGGGCUUUCCCCCCAGGUGACCUCCAGGACCUGGCCCAUCGUCCUUGCUCUGCUCAUGUCUGUCUAUCUGCCUACAAUCCUGUUUUCUGUGCUGACAGUUCCACCUCAAAGUGACCUUCACCAGGAUUAGCCUUCCUGGCUCAUACAUGAAGCUAAAAAGAGCCUUAGGCACCAUCUUCCCACAUACUGAAAUAACCAAAAGCCUUUGGCUUUGUCCUUUUUUCACCUGCUCUAUCACGACCAUUUGUUUUUAUCUUUUUUCACAUGCUUAGAGAGAGGAGAGAGAAAGGGGGAGAGAGAGAAGCAUGGAUCAGUUGCCUUCCGUACCUGCCUUCAAGGGGGAUUGAACCGAAACCCAGGCAAGUGCGCUGACCAGGAAUUGAACUGGCAAAUUUUGGUUCACAGGAUGGUGCUCAGCCAACUGAGCCACUCUGGCCAGACUCUUUUUUAACUUUUAUUAUCAUAUAUUCUACAUGACAAUAUACAAAACAAUUAAAAUGUAUUAAAACAUCACCCAUAAUCCAGGAUAUUUUUUCUAUAAAACUUUUAAAAAAAUAGUUCUAUUUAUACUGCAUACUCAACUUUACAUCCUUUUUCACUUAAUGUAUUAGCGGCUUUCUACUCUUAGUUACAUGGUAUAUGUAUUUAACUUAUAGCUGCAUAAUAUUAUAUCAAGUCGGCAUUUAUUAACCACUGCUCUAAUUAAGAAUGUAAGGUUAUAUUCAUUCUUUACUAAAACAAAUGACAUUUCAGAGACUUACAACUUUUUCCCAUAUUUCAAAUUAUUUCUUUAGAAUACUUGCAAGAAUUGGGAUUACAAAACUUUAAGAACUUUUAAUAGCAUUUGAUAUAUAUUGCCAAAUUAUUUCUAAAGUGACCUUGUCAGGAUCAUUGGUAUUGGAUAGGGGUGUUGGUUUCAUCAUUCCUUCAUAGGUUUUGCAUUUUAUCUCAAUUUGUGUUCACUGAAAAGAUACACAGAGCAUAUGAUCCAUUAAUUUAUCCUUGAUCCACCCAGCAAGGAUACAAAAAGCCAGAAGACUUUGAGCAGAGCUGUGUGUGAGGUGCCAACCUGAGAGCAUCGAUGGGAAAAUGUCACUACUCAUCCCCUCUGUUUUAUGCCAAACAGCCAAGUGUUGGAGGGUUGUAGCCUGGCCUUUGGCUAGAGAAUUGGUGGAGGACUAUCUAGGCUGAAACCAUGCUCCUUUUUAAUAACAGAGUAAUAUGUUUUUACUGGGUCACAGUUCAUCACUAAAAAUAGGAAAUACCAUAACUAGGUAACAAAGCUUUCCUGGAGUAAAGUAGACUCCACUUUUAUAACCUAGUAGAAAUGCUCUAUCCAGGAACUAAUAAAAGCUUUCCAUGAAAUGGGGGGGGUGGGGGGGUGGGGGGUGGGGCAUAUGUAACACUUUCAACAAUAAAGAAUAAAAAAAAAAAAAAAGCUUUCCAUGAAUCUAGAAGUUAAAGAGCGCCCCCUAGUGGUUUUGACAGCUAGGUUGCCAGGUCUCAACCUCACAGAUUUCAAACCACACCAGCUGUCCAGAAAAGCCAAUUUCCUUUUCUUCCCUCCCAAAACCCUCCCUCCACAAACCAUCAAACCAAUUUGACCAUUCUAACACAGCCAAAUAAAUGAGUUUGGAAUAGAUGGAAAUAGUGAACUAUAUCCCUUUUAACAGAUCCAAACUGUUCUAUAGCAAAAAGUUAGACUACAUUUCUUCACUACUGGUAUGUUUCCUGUAUUCUAGUAAAAUUUUUCUUAAGCUCAUAGACCUUUUAUUUUUGUAUGUUUCCCUGACUGCACUUGUAAAUGUGUACUCAUUAAACAUUAUUUUAAAAAUA
This is a messenger RNA of Myotis daubentonii (Daubenton's bat), 5788 nucleotides long. RefSeq names its product STEAP4 metalloreductase (gene STEAP4). The transcript has 5 exons. Gene Ontology annotation, biological process: copper ion import. Gene Ontology annotation, molecular function: cupric reductase (NADH) activity; ferric-chelate reductase (NADPH) activity. Bases 330 to 1829 code for a protein of 499 amino acids. Gene Ontology annotation, cellular component: plasma membrane; endosome. The record is from RefSeq and is a predicted model, not a curated record. Lineage: Eukaryota; Metazoa; Chordata; Mammalia; Chiroptera; Vespertilionidae.